GCUUGGGUUCUGGGCAAAUUGGCUCGUCGCGCAGAUAAUCUGACUGUAACUUGGUUUACCACUGCGUUUCUUCUCAGUCAACGUAUGCUCACAUUCAUUCAGCACUUCCAAUACUACAUGGCUGUGAAAGUGAUCGAGCCCACAUGGCUUCAGUUUUUCAACCAAUUGAACAAGUUGUCAAAUCUUGACGCGUUAUUAGACGCACAUCUGCACUGCUUGGAAGUCUGUAUGGACAACUGCCUACUGACUAGUCCUGACCUGAUGAGCUUGUUUGGCAAACUGUGCGUGGUCUGUGUGCUGUUUGCCAAUUUCGUGCAACACGUGAUCGCUUCAUCCACCGACGGUUUGAACUUUGGUGCCAUGUCCGGGGCAGGAGACACACUGAGCAGACCACGUGAUUCCAGUCCGGCCAAUUCAUCUAUCUGGUCCGUGGAUGGUGUGCCUCGAGUGCGAUCUACCGCGCCCUCCACUGUGUCCGGGGAUACAGUUCUGACCAAAGUUACGCGUGAGGACUACGGGCGUCUGAGCUCCACAGAGGCGUUCGCGCAGAAAGUUAUUGACUUCGAUCAAAAAUUCAACGGGCUACUGGUCGAGUUUAUUGACAAGAUUCGUCACUACUCAAAAGAACGUGAAGAACUAACCAGUUUGGUUUCCAGGUUGGAUUUCAACGACUUCUACACUUUAUACUCGAACGCACCCACUGCUUCUGGAUUCAACGAUAACUUGGGCAUUUAUGCUGGUCCGACAGAGUCAUACGUGGAUCAGAGACAACAAUCGACAGACAUCGAUCCCACGGUCGCAGACUAUAUGCCUCGAAUCUCGAAGCCCCGAACACGCAAACCGGGUCCCGUGCCACCACCAGCAUCGCUCCCCCCGAGUUAUCCCACCUCAGAUGCGCAUUUCUCGGACGAUCCGGAGGAUGAUUAUAUUUAG
Messenger RNA from Echinostoma caproni, 933 nucleotides. The record is from the annotation of a GenBank genome assembly. Lineage: Eukaryota; Metazoa; Platyhelminthes; Trematoda; Plagiorchiida; Echinostomatidae.